AUGCCCACACAAUCGGCACACGAAAUGGUCAACCUGCGUACUCAGAAGCGUCUUGCCUCGUCCGUCCUGGGCUGUGGCAAGAACAAGAUCUGGCUGGACCCCAACGAGGUCUCGGAGAUCUCCAACGCCAACUCCCGCAUGACCAUCCGCAAGCUCGUCUCCGAUGGCCUGAUCAUCCGCAAGCCCGCGACCAUGCACUCGCGGUCGCGUGCCCGUGAGCUGAACCUGGCCCGCCGCAUCGGCCGUCACCGUGGCUUCGGUAAGCGGAAGGGUACCGCUGAUGCCCGUAUGCCUGAGCAGGUCCUUUGGAUGCGCCGUCUCCGUGUCCUCCGCCGGUUACUAGUUAAGUACCGCGCGUCGGGCAAGAUCGACAAGCACCUGUACCACGAGCUGUACCACCUGGCCAAGGGUAACACCUUCAAGCACAAGCGCGCGCUUGUUGAGCACAUUCACCGCGCCAAGGCCGAGCAGGCCCGCGAGAAGCAGCUGAAGGACGAGAUGGACGCCAAGCGCGCCAAGACCAAGGCCGCACGCGAGCGGAAGCUGGAGAGACAGACCGCCAAGCGGCAGGCGAUUCUGGGCGAGGACGAGGAGUAA
This is a messenger RNA of Sporothrix brasiliensis 5110, 597 nucleotides long. Its product is annotated as large subunit ribosomal protein L19e. Bases 1 to 597 code for a protein of 198 amino acids. Gene Ontology annotation, cellular component: ribosome; cytosolic large ribosomal subunit. The record is from RefSeq and is a predicted model, not a curated record. Gene Ontology annotation, molecular function: structural constituent of ribosome; RNA binding. NCBI's taxonomy places the organism in Eukaryota, Fungi, Ascomycota, Sordariomycetes, Ophiostomatales, Ophiostomataceae. Gene Ontology annotation, biological process: translation. The transcript is spliced from 4 exons.